Aureobasidium uvarum is the source of this 1653-nucleotide messenger RNA. NCBI's taxonomy places the organism in Eukaryota, Fungi, Ascomycota, Dothideomycetes, Dothideales, Saccotheciaceae. The record is from the annotation of a GenBank genome assembly.
AUGCGCUUUGCAGUCUCUAUUCAACCACCAAAAGCGUCCGGCACAGAUUUUCACGACCAAAUANAAAAAGUCAUCUCACACAUCUUUGAGCCACAUGUGGAUCGCUACCUUACAGAGGAGCUGGAAUACUUUACGUCCAAGUGCAAUGACGAAGUUGGUGCCUGGGAGAAGCAACUCUCGGACCAAGAGGCAGAGACUGAAUCCUUCUUCAUGUCUGGCGUGAACAGACAAGCAGCGAAGCGCGAUUUCUUGUCUUCGUUCAGAAAAGUGGUGAUGAUGCCGGUCAACGCCUUGCCGACCUUCCCAUCUGCAAACAAGGCCACACCUGUUGUUGCGACCCCUGGCACAGAACAGACCUCGCGACCAGAGACACCAGAUACUCCAGCAACACCCAGACCGGCACCGACAACAGAGCUGGCAGCCAAGACUGCCAUUAUGAACUCACGACUCGAGGGUAUCAAGUCUUUGUUCAGCAUAGAGGUAGCGUUGAGCUUGAUCCACCAUGCCAAAGCUUCUAUCGAGCGAGCCGCAAUUUUCAUCCGCAUGGGUGACAAAUACGCCACGUUAACGAAGGAGCAGUGCGACAAGAUCUUCGUCAAUCUUUUGGAAAUCCUUGGUCGACGACACAUCCAAACUGGCUUUGACAAGGCAGUAGGCCAUUUGAGCAGCUACAACNCCCGCGCCGUCAAGGAGUUCCGCUCGGGGCAGACAGAAAAGGAAGGAGCGAUUGGUGGAGUUGAGCCACUAGUCACUUUCCUCGAACUUGUAAACGUCGGAGAUUUGAUUCAGCAAAUGGUCGAUGUCUUUUACAUGCAAGAGCUGGUCACACCUGGCCUGACCGACCGUGAUGAUUUCCUCAACCCUGCCGUCAAGGAGAAGAAACGCUUCGAACAGAUGUUAGACGAGCGUGUGGCAGCAGGCAUGGGCAAAGGCAUCGACGUCCUCAUGGAUGAAGUCGAAUACAUGUGUGCGACCCUCCAACUCACCUCCGAUUUCAACACCGAUGCUGUGGAUGCCAAAAACCUGACAGCAAUCGACAAACGCGCAAGCAUGAUGGGUCUUGUCGACAUUGGGCCUACGGAAACGGCUAAACGUGUGGUCGAUACCAUUCAACAACACACCGGCAUGCUAGUCGGAAGUACGGAUAAGAACAUGCUGGAUGUGUUCAACCAGGAAGUCGGGCUGAGAUUGUUCGGUGUGCUGUGCAAGCACAUCAAACGUCAACGCAUCAGUGCCGACGGAGCGAUAAAGCUGAUCAGGUAUGUUUUGCUCCUUUUGUUCUCUGCACCCCAUCAUCUCCUAACACUUUACCNNAGUGACAUCAACCUCUACAGCUCCUUCAUCACUUCCCUGCGCCAAAAAUCCCUGUUACCUUAUUACUCUGCCCUCCGCGAACUCUCUCAGAUCUACCUCGUCGACUGCGGUGGCGGCAAUGACAAGACGUCAACAUCCAUCUUCUCAACCUCUGCUUCUUCGACAACGCGAAUGGCGCGCUGCAAGGAAUUGGCAACCAUCAUCGCGGACAAUGACAGAUAUCAUGGCAUCUUCCGCGCAGAAGAGGUUUACGAGUUUGCAGAGCGGAGGGCGGAUUGGUAUGCCGUCAAGAGAGAUGUCGAGAGGGCCAUGUAUGGUAUCGGGUGUAUUGUCAUGUAA